AUGUCUGGCUCCAAGAUUACCCCAGCUGCGCCCACCAUGAACACCAGUCUGCCGACAAUGCCGUCAACCCCUAGCCUCGAAAGCAUUGUUUCCCAGCGAAUCCUCACGGCCCUUCUCUUGGAUCCGCCUUGGUGGAAGCUGUGCAUGUUCUCUCUGUGGGGUUUUCUCACGCUGUGCUUGGUCCUCCUGCCGGUCUACGUGUACCAGAAGCGUUGCCGAAAACGAGGUCCUUCUUUCACCCCCGCUGCUAGCAAGCAGCCCCCUCUCUUGGAUGAAGAGAGCGUGGUGGUGGCUCUCAACGCCAACAACCAGGGCUUGGGAGCGCGAGGCCAAGCUCCCACCGCCGGUAUCGUGUCUGCCUUCGACCCCAAUGAAACAACUCGGCAGCGAAUGCCCCCCAUCGGCCAAUUCCAGGCUUUCGCAUGGUUCCUUUUCAAGGAAACGGGGUGUGGAGGUUUUUAA
Molecule: messenger RNA, 462 nt
Organism: Penicillium malachiteum
Lineage: Eukaryota; Fungi; Ascomycota; Eurotiomycetes; Eurotiales; Aspergillaceae
Exons: 2
Coding region: 1-462 (153 amino acids)
Source: RefSeq, a predicted model, not a curated record